This is a messenger RNA of Oncorhynchus nerka (sockeye salmon), 3455 nucleotides long. RefSeq names its product actin-binding protein WASF1. Gene Ontology annotation, cellular component: cytoskeleton; lamellipodium; SCAR complex. The record is from RefSeq and is a predicted model, not a curated record. Gene Ontology annotation, biological process: actin cytoskeleton organization; positive regulation of Arp2/3 complex-mediated actin nucleation. NCBI's taxonomy places the organism in Eukaryota, Metazoa, Chordata, Actinopteri, Salmoniformes, Salmonidae. Gene Ontology annotation, molecular function: Arp2/3 complex binding; actin binding; protein kinase A regulatory subunit binding.
UUUCUUCUCACUUCUGUUUGUGUUGGUUGCUUUGAUCCAGGACCGGUCCUUGCCAUUCUGCCGCCCAAGGUGAGACCAAAAGAUGCCGCCCCCGCAAAACUAGAAUAGUCACAGUGUGGUAGCCGAGAUCCAGGUUUCCCAGGAUGCCGUUGGUGAAGAGGAGUAUCGAGCCCAGGCACCUGUGCCACACGGUGCUGCCGCGGGGCAUUAAGAACGAGCUGGAGUGUGUGACCAAUGUGUCCCUAGCUAACGUCAUCCGACAGCUCAGCAGCCUCAGUAAGUAUGCAGAGGAUCUUUUUGGGGAGCUGUUCAACGAGGCCCACUCCUUCUCCUUCCGGGUCAACUCCCUCCAGGAGCGCGUGGACCGCCUCUCUAUCAGCGUCACUCAGCUAGAUCCUAAGGAGGAGGAGCUAUCUCUCCAGGACAUUACUAUGAGGAAGGCAUUUAGGAGCUCCACCAUCCAGGACCAGCAGCUGUUUUCCCGCCAGUCGCUGCCCAUCCCCCUGCAGGAGACGUUUGACCUCUGCGAGCAGCCACCACCCCUCAACAUCCUCACACCCUACAGGGAUGAUGGUAAGGAGGGGCUGAAGUUCUACACAAACCCCUCCUACUUCUUUGACCUGUGGAGAGAGAAGAUGCUGCAGGACACGGAGGACAAAAGGAAAGAGAAGAGGAAACAGAAGUUGCAGGACCCCGGCAUGUAUGAUCAGGUCUAUAGGUACUUAGACCUCCCAGGGCAGGUAAGGGGAAACAACAGUACUCUGGAGACUGAGAAAGUACCCCGGGCUCCUCACGACCGGAAGAAGGAGUGGCAGAAACUGGCGCUGGGGGCGGAGCUAGCUGAGGACGACUCUGAGGAGGCCUUGAAAGAAAGAGAGGCCAACGGCUCUGCCAACUACCACGACAGGUCUGGAGCUCCUAUGUACUUGGAAGGGAUGGACGGGCCGUUCUCCCUAGCAGCGCUGCCCUACAGUCAAAUGAACGAGCUGCUGAACCGCCCUGGGGACAGAAUGUACACGCGACCCCACGACCCCCCACCACUGCCCCCAAUGCACCCUCUGGGAGACAUCAAACCCCCCUCCAUGAUCAGCUCCAGUUCAGGUUUUUCAGACAGCAGACCCCAGUCUCCAGCACAGAUGCAUGGCUUCAAUUCCAACACCCCUCCCCCUCCACCUCCCCCCUUGCCUCCUCCUCCUCCCCUGCCUUCCAUGUCCAGCUCUGGCCCACGGGGCACCCCUCCCCCUAUCCCUCCUCUACCAGUCCAGCAGCAGACCCCGGCCAUCCCCCUCCCCCGCCCCCUCCAGAUUGCCCCUGGCGUCCUCCACCCUGCCCCUCCUCCCGUGGCUCCUCCCCUCCACCUCUUCCCGGCACGCCUCCAACAGAUCCUGGACAAGGGCCCGCCCCCUCACCAAUCAGAUGGCACUGUACUGCCCCCGCCCCCUCCUCCUCCUCUCCCCCUCCCAGGAGCACGGAUCUCCUCCCCCUGCCCGCCAGGCCCGCCCCCUGUGCCUUCCUUCCUGUCAGGUGCCGUGGGGUCCCCAGCCUCUCACUCCAGUGGGAAGAAACAUUCUGUCAGCCUGCCGCCCAUCAGUGACGCACGCAGCGUCUUAUUGGAGGCCAUCCGCAAAGGUAUCCAGCUCAGGAAGGUGGAGGAGCAGAGGGAGCAGGAGGCGGCCAAACACGCGCGUGUGGGGAACGACGUGGCCACCAUCCUGUCCCGACGCAUCGCCGUCGAGUACUCCGACUCGGAGGAUGAGUCGGAGUUCGACGAGGGAGACUGGAUGGAGUGAAUGAGAAGGAGGGAGAGGAGAAAAGAAGGGGACAGAGGGCAAAACUGUCACUCAACUGUACCCCCUUUCGAGACGUCAGAAGUUUGUCCUUACAACUGCUCUCCUCUGUCAGUCCUGUUUUACUUCCCUUUCAUGCACUACUCUACACCUCUCUCUCUCUCUCUCUCUCUCUGUCAAUUACUGUUCUUCUAUGUGUGUUCGGAUGAAAAGCUCCACGUCAGUUGUAUGUUCCAUGUGUUCUGGUCGGGUUAUGUUUUUAUACUCAUUUUUCUACACUACUGCACAUCGUUCAGUUGCUGUCAUGUUAUUUUCAUAUAUUAUGAAAUCCUCCUCGUGUACAGUUGUUUCAAAAAUAACCUUUUAAAGAAAAAACGUUUUGUUUUGUUUUCCUGUUUGUUUCUCGCUGUUCAGUAUUAUAUUAUAUUAUUAUAUUAUUAUAUAUAUAUUUAUAUAUAUAUUAUAUUAUUAUUAUUAUUAUAUUAUAGCGUAACAAAGUGGCAUGACACUUCUGUCCUUAGUUCUGUCCUGCCUCCUGGUGGGCCAAAGUGGAGAUGAAUGGAUUCUGUAUUUUAUUAUCUCUUCUUGGAGUUUCUUUUCUACCAGAAAAACACAUGCAGUUUUUCAAUGGGCCAGUUGUUGCCAAUAUGAACUACUUGAAGGAUGGUAGCCAUCCUGUAUACCAGUCGGCUGGGGUUAUUUGCUGAUGUGAUUUAUUGGAGUUGUUCUGUGUUUUAUAUCAUCCGGAUUUGACUUAUCACCUUAGAACAAGGAAAAUAUUGUGAUGAUGAUAUGUUAUGUGAUGAUUGUUGUCUGAUUCUGAUGAUGAAGAUAAAGAAGAAUUAUGGUGAGAUAUUAGAAUAAUCAGAACCACUUAACAGUAGUGUCCCACUGGGAACACAGGUUUAAUCAACGUUGUUUCCAGUUAAUUUCAAUGAAAUGAUGUUGAACCAACGUGGAAUAGAUGUUGAGUUGACGUCUUUGCUCAGUGGAGUCGGAGCAAUAGGAACCACUUUUAGAAGGCAGAUUAUUUCCUGGGUUCCCUCUCUGUGUGUCAACUAACGAGAAGCCUUACCUCGUUUGACUCUAGAACACUAAAUAAGGGCUCUAUUCAAUCUGUAUCGCUGAAGCGUUACAGAUUGUGCAAUACACAUUUUAAGAUAAUUUCCGAUUGAGCCGACAGGUGCUGCGUUUACUGUGAAUGCGGUCUCCGUUAACUUGGUAAAAUUGCCUUUACAUUUCAAUCACGCUGUAAUGCUGAUCUUCAGCGAUACACAUUGAAUAGAGCCCUAACAGUUACUAUGAAGAAUUUAAAUGAAUUAACGCCAUUAGUCUACCCGUGUUUCUGCUGCCAAGGGGGUGGGGCCAUGAUAAGAAAGAAGGAUUCAUCUGCCUUCACGGCUCCCUUUGAAGAUGCCUGCAGUCCUUUUCUUUCUUUUGUUCUUUCUUCUACUUGCCUUAUUGUUUGUACAGACAUAUCGUUGAGUUGAUGAAUGUAUUGUGCUGUUACUACUUUUUGCCUGUUCUGGUAUGAAUUAACUGUUUCUAUAUUUGGGGAGUGGGAGAGAGGAAAAUGAACCCUGGGUUCAAACAAUAUGCUGUAUAACAUGUAACUGUUGACUGUAACAGUUUGCUUGAGUUAAUAAAAGCUAAUGUUAUGUUUCAGGA